Armigeres subalbatus is the source of this 2419-nucleotide messenger RNA. Its product is annotated as major facilitator superfamily domain-containing protein 1-like. The record is from RefSeq and is a predicted model, not a curated record. Lineage: Eukaryota; Metazoa; Arthropoda; Insecta; Diptera; Culicidae. Gene Ontology annotation, biological process: transmembrane transport. The coding region runs from base 380 to 2005 and encodes 541 amino acids. Gene Ontology annotation, cellular component: lysosome. The transcript is spliced from 8 exons. Gene Ontology annotation, molecular function: transmembrane transporter activity.
AGUUCCAUAUUUAUGCAGAAGCAGCUCCAACCUCCAAUCAAUCAGUCUGCUGGUGACAUUAAUUUGAUUCGCGUCGUCAUCGAUUAGCAUUCAAAGAUUAGAAUAAUCAAUUUUUGUUUGUUUACGCUUACCAUUUUUACACAAAAGUUAUUUUUUGGAGAAAAAAGUGCAGUGCCGUUCAAUAGAAUCAAGUUUCCAGAUUUUUUGCUGGAUGAGUCAAUCUUCUUGACCCCGGGAACAGCGUCAGGAGACAAAACGGACAAAACAACAAAAGCCAACAAAGGAAAUUUCGGUGCCCAAAUCAAAAUCGGUCACUUCAAGACGGGCGAUAUAUUUGAGUCUUCAGCAUACGUCUGACCAGUCGUUGUGAUUGAAAGGAAUGCCGAGACUGUACGAUGAGGAUGAAGCGCGAAGACCCAUCCUUCAGCAGGAUACGGACAGCGAGGAACCGACGGCGGGAUCGAGAAUUCUGCGCCAAAGCGAUGACGACGAGCUGAGCCAGGGAAGGUCUGGUUGCGGUACCAGCGCUUGUUGCAACCCCAGUUCCGCUUUGCACCGGUUUAUGGCGCUGAUCUUGAUGUGUCUGGUAGGAUUCGGAUCGUACUUUUGCUAUGAUAACCCGGGCGCACUGCAGGACAAGUUCAAGUCCGACCUGGAUCUCACGACGUCACAGUUUGUGUGGCUUUACUCAAUCUACUCGUGGCCAAAUGUCAUUCUCUGCUUUAUCGGAGGUUUUCUCAUUGACCGGGUAUUCGGAAUUCGGUUAGGAACCAUAAUCUAUAUGUUCAUACUGCUGAUCGGCCAACUUAUCUUUGCCACUGGUGGAAUGAUAAACCAAUUUUGGCUGAUGAUUCUGGGACGAUUUCUUUUUGGAAUUGGCGCCGAAUCGUUGGCCGUCGCACAGAACAACUACGCGGUAUUAUGGUUCAAAGGAAAGGAACUGAACAUGGUCUUUGGGUUGCAGUUAUCAUUCGCUCGUGUCGGUAGCACCGUGAACUUUCUCGUCAUGGUGCCGGUUUACAAUUACGUUCGAAGCAUUGGCUAUGAAGGUCAUCAAUGUAUGGGCGUUGUCCUUCUGAUAGCAACUCUUACCUGUGUCAUGUCGAUGCUGUGUGCACUGGUCCUGGGAUGGAUGGACAAGCGAGCCGCUAAGAUAUUGCGACGCAACGAUAACCCACCGAAUGGAGAAGUGGCCAAACUAUCCGACAUUAGUACUUUCAAGAUCACAUUCUGGAUGGUGACAAUCAUCUGCGUUGCGUACUACGUGGCCAUAUUCCCAUUCAUCGCGUUGGGAAAAGUAUUUUUCAUGCGCAAGUUUGGUUUCUCCCCUGAGGAUGCCAAUACCGUCAACUCGAUCGUUUACAUUGUGGCCGGCGUUGCGAGCCCGAUCUUCGGAUUGAUUGUCGACCGGACCGGACGGAAUGUGCUUUGGGUGUUUCUGUCCAUUGUAGUCACCAUGUUUGCGCAUGGUCUGCUGGCGUUCACUUUUUAUAAUCCUUAUAUUGCAAUGGUUACGAUGGGAAUGGCAUAUUCAAUGUUGGCCAGUAGUCUGUGGCCUCUGGUGGCGCUGAUUGUCCCAGAAUACCAGCUGGGAACGGCAUAUGGAAUUUGCCAAUCGGUGCAAAAUUUAGGAUUAGCAGUUAUUUCAAUGUUCUCGGGUUUGAUCGUCGACCAAGGUGGCUACUUCAUGCUGGAAAUAUUUUUCAUUGGUUGGUUGGUUGUUUCCCUGAUAGCAACCAUCGUCAUUUGGUUGUACAAUUCCAGCAACAAUGGAGUGCUUAACAUGUCGCCAGCAGAGCGUGAUUUGCUAGCCAGCAAAACUCUUAUCGAGGACGCCAACAGCACACUAGCAGGAGUGCAACCGGUUAGUUCGGAGGGUUCGCUUAAUGCCGAUCUGCAGCCGGAAGAGCAGCCAACCGUGGAACCGGAAUCGAUUCGUAAUCGGUUUGUAAGUCGCGUGCUGGACGGGCCCGGUCAUAGCGAUUCGGAACCACUGAUACAGUAGGACUUGGUAGGCAGAGUAUUCUUGUAGUGUUCAGUCGUUCAGUGGCAGAGAAAACAAGUAAUUUACUUCCGUUAUAAUCUUUUUUUAGGAUUAGACAAAAUUUUGUGUUUAUUGUUUAUGUGAUCUAUUUUCGUCUGCAUGUAUUUUUGUGAAACUUGCAUCAGAGCACAAGUUACGUAGGAACAGAUAGGAAUAGUAAUCAAAUAUUGCAAGUAAUAGAAUAUUUAGGUAUGAGAAGUUAAUCAAUUGAUAACAUCGCAUCGUGUCAGAAAGUAUUCCAGGAAGUGAUUAUAUUAGGUACGAAGAAUUCAAAUUCAUGAAAGUGUAUUUUUAUAAAUGGUGAUUAUUUUACUAGUUUAAUUGUUAAACAAACACAAAGACUUCACAUACAAAUUAAAGAAUUUAUAAAGUGUG